Messenger RNA from Chilo suppressalis (striped riceborer), 1966 nucleotides. The record is from the annotation of a GenBank genome assembly. NCBI's taxonomy places the organism in Eukaryota, Metazoa, Arthropoda, Insecta, Lepidoptera, Crambidae.
CAAAUACUGCCUUUGGUAGUCGCUCACAAUAAUAAGGUAUAUAAAUCCGAAACACAUAAUAUAUUUCCUCAGCUUAUGUAAAACGUGUACUAGAACAUAAAAAAAUGAAUAAGAAAAAGACAGGUAAGGAAGCGAUUAUUGUAUCAGACACUUUAGAAGCUAAUCACGAAUUACUUGCUUGGGAGAAAUGGAUACAAAUUCGUCGCGAUGAAACAAAACAUUUGGCUAUGAUGACAGGCAGACCUCCUGUAGACCUCACAAUGAAUCUUUUAGAAAAUAUUCGAAAGGACAAAGAGAGAAAAACAGUUCUGGAAUAUGCUCAGAUAGAAUCAAAGCCAUCUCUUCGUGGAGGUUUGUGGGAACAGCCUGUGAGUUUAAAACAGCCAUGCUACUGUAAGCCAGUUUACGAAGUUAAGAGAACUCAAGCUGAAAUGGGGAAACCUCAAAUUAUAGAACAUAUAGGUGUUCCUAAAUAUAUUCAAGAAACUGAAAAAGGAUUGUCUGGUGAAUCUCAACGAGAGCCACAUCACAGACUUGAUGCCGAAUACACGCAGUAUAGAGAUAAACGCGAAAGAGAACUGAGUAAAAAAAUAUUGAACAUUGAUCCCUUCAGACCUGAUAUUGGUGAACUCCUUGUACGUGGAACUAAACCAAAACCCCCUAAGAAAAAGCUGCCGAACCUACCUUCGAUAACUUUUAAAGAAUACUCUGUUUCAUCUCAAAUAUCUACAGUAUACGCUGUCCGAAUAAACAAUACCGUAAUCUAUAAAGAUAUUCCUGAUCAAUCUUUGACACUAUUGGACAAUACGAGAAAAGAGCAAUGGCAUGAAAAUUGUACUUCCUGGACUUAUUACUUUAAAGUUCCUUUAAAAAAAGCAGGAAGAUCUAGACUAUUUUUGGAGAAUCUCGGAACUGUCACUCUCAGAUAUUGUUGGAGGAAAUUGAAAAAAAAAAUUCCUUUCAUAUCCGAAGAAACCUACAAUCAAGUUUUCUUUUUCAAUAAAAAUGAAGAUGUUAUUUCUCCUGGCCAAAGCAAGAUUUUGCACUUUACUUUUAUCUCCGAUAAGCCAGGAAUAUUCAGUGAAGGCUGGGAAUUAAGUUUUUGUAAUAUAUGCUUUUUUGAUACUUUAACCGACAAGUUGAUAAUUAAUUUAAGCGGCGAUUCCAUUGAAGACAUUGAAAGCGUUACUAGAAAAGUGAACGUGCUCAAAGGCAGGAUUGGGAAAAAGGUCAUAACUAAUAUAGUCAGACAUUUGCUUGACGAUGUAUUAAAUAAAGCCUUGACUAUUGAACCGUAUGUAUAUCCAUAUAAGGACUUACUUUUAGAAACCGAAAUGUUUUUAAUGAAAAAUCCCGUAUGUUUCUAUCACCAAACGGAAGUGAUGAAAAUGAAGAACCUAUAUUCAGAAAUGACCAAUGAUGACAACUGGGAUUUAUCAAUUGGAACAUGGAGACAAAAAAUGAUGGAAAAAAAGUACGAUGAAAGAAUGAAAUAUUAUGAAUUGCUGAGAGUUUCUCAUAGUGAACUCUUAAAACCUUGGUAUGAAGGCGAAAAUGUGUUGCAGCAAAAAUACCGAGCAAUGAAAUUGUUAUUGGGAAAUCUGGCAGACAGAAUUGACUUUGAAUAUGAACGUGCAUUGAAGAUGAGUGGUAUUAUACAAGAAUCAGUGGAAUCGAGUAUGGCCACAAGUAGAAAUAAUUCAGUAGUGGAUUUAGAUCCCGACAAACGUUGUUUGAUGCGAAAUCUCUUCUAUUUGUAUACAUAUGAACAUGUUGCUGCAACAAUUGAAACAUGUGCUGGUGUCCUUAGCAGUAUCGAUUUGAAUAGAUGGAUUAAUUUUGACUUUUGUCAAAUUUAAAACCUUGGUACUGUUUUUCAUACAAUCAGUGCAAUCUUUGCUUCAAGUCAAAUAUUUUGUAUUAAUGGAUCAUUUUCAUUUUGAAGUAAUAAAACUUAGUGUGACCA